AUGCUUACCCAAGCCAAAGAUCGCGUCGCGAACCGUCGCGAACAAUUGCGCAAGGCACAAAAAACAUUCCGGGAACGACGAGACCAGUACCUCAAACAGCUUGAACAACAAGUCCAGCGGUUGCAAAAGACCGAAUCUGACCUGCAGAGUCAAGUCGAUCGCCUUCAACAUGAGCUUUCAGAGGCGACCGGACGGUUUGUUGUCGCGGACAGCAAAAGGAACGGCACCACGCAGUAUCUUGGCCAGAACGAUUUUCCAGCUGGAGAGAAGUGGGAGAGCAGCACCUUUAUAUCUCCUGACCCCAACCAUGGAUCAGUAAACGGUGGCAGUGCUGUCAUAUGGAUCGAGAACCAGAAUCACAAACCUUGGCAAAUGCAUGUUCAGCUGGCGUCGCCGCCUCCAAAGGAUCAUCCGCAGUGGCCGCUCAGCCCAGUCAGUCUGGAGAGCGAGAUUACCUCAUCACCCCAGGAUGGGUAUGUGAGACAGCUGGAGAACUUCAAUGACAAUUGGGCAGAUGGGCAUGUCCAGGCCGGUUUUUCGCUGAUCAACCCUUCCAUUUUGCAGUCCAGUUCAUCUUUCGUGGCGCAGCUUGACCCGGUCGUCGUCGGGAUGGAGUUCGUUCUCAAACUCGAGAGACCCUGUCUCCCUCACAUACACCAACCGGAUGGCGACCAGGGCGCGCCGCACGGUCACGUCCAUACAGCCACCGCUGCCUUGAUCUGUAGUGCUCAUGCCUCGCCCUCGGAAGAUCUAGUGUCCCGCCGCUGGAAUGCGCCGGCCGAAGUCCUGCGACGAUUGCUGGACAUUUCGAGCAGCCUACCGAUCGAGGAAGGCUCAGAAGUCACCCCCAUACAGGUGUGGCACAUGAUCAGUCAAGGUCCGGACUUUAGUAGGAUGAAGGUGGCACAUUUGGUGUGGAUGUCGGACCGGUUGCUGCGUCAGAUUAAAUGUUACGGGUUCGGUGCCGUCGUAACGCAAGACUAUCUCAAGAAGAUGCUUACUGAGAUGCGCGUCUGA
Exophiala xenobiotica is the source of this 1017-nucleotide messenger RNA. RefSeq lists its product as uncharacterized. Gene Ontology annotation, molecular function: transcription cis-regulatory region binding; DNA-binding transcription activator activity, RNA polymerase II-specific. The coding region runs from base 1 to 1017 and encodes 338 amino acids. Gene Ontology annotation, cellular component: RNA polymerase II transcription regulator complex. The record is from RefSeq and is a predicted model, not a curated record. NCBI's taxonomy places the organism in Eukaryota, Fungi, Ascomycota, Eurotiomycetes, Chaetothyriales, Herpotrichiellaceae. The transcript has 5 exons.